GAACAGUAUCUGAUAAUUUUAGAUUAGGGGAAAAAAUGGGGAGAAAGAAGGUGGAAAUAAAGAGAAUCCAAGAGAAAAGCUGUAGGCAAGUUGCUUUUUGUAAAAGAAGGAAAGGUCUAUUGAAGAAAGCUAAAGAACUCUCUAUACUGUGCGAUGUUGAUGUUGUUGUUGUUAUCUUCUCCAAUAAUGGCAAACUCUACGAAUUCUCCAACACUAACAGUCUGACAGGGAUCCUUCAACAAUACGAAAGCCAAGUCGAAGCAGAUAAAGAGAUCUCUGCAGAAAUCCAAGUUACAGAGCACUCUAAAUACUCAAGGUUCGUGACAACGGGAGAACUGUUACAAACAACAGAAAGGCAACUUGAGGAAACUAAUGCUGAUGGUCUCACUGUGACAGACCUUGUCCAUUUGGAAAACGAACUUCGAACUGCUCUAAUACAAACCAAAUCUAGACAGACACAUUUGAUGCUUGAAUCUGUUAAGGGUCUUCAUGAGGAGGAAAAAUUGCUGCGAGAGGAAAACAAACUUCUGGAGGACAACAUAGCUAGGAUCCAGAAAAAGGGGGAAUUGAAUGACACAUCUAUGGAUUCCACUGACCUUCCACCAACCCACAUAAUUUGCGGACAACAGAGAGCGACCCUGAAUUUUCUCUAGUGAUUUGCCAAAUAGCCUUGCAGAGGCCCCAGGGGAAUAACCUGCGAAGGUUAUGGGGUUCCUAUAUUUAGUGUCAUGUUGCACAUGAAAUUAGCUAAGGCAAGUUAUCUUCAGAAAUAACUAACAAUAUUGAGCAGUUUCAGUAAAACCAAUUGUUCACCUGUAUGUAAUUGAAAAGGUCAAGAUGAGCUUCGGCCCUGCGUUUAUGUUUUAUCUAUUCAGUGUUUUUGUUGCAUGCCCCGACCUUAUUUUGUUUCCCAUGCUGAUUAAAUUAUUUAUGUGCUAGACUGAUACAAGAGGUUGAGUUAUACGGGCUUAUACCUUUUCUUGUUCUGAAGUUGUAUAAUGUUCAAAUAUAGGUGGCAUCUUUCUUGCUGAGGUCUUAAAUAAGUCCAAGAGGAACUCCAUUAUUUCGAAAACUUUUGACUUUUUCUUUUUAAGGACCAUAUAUUCUCAUUGUGGUUAUUUUGGGCACUUGUUAAAAUAACUUGCAGCAACUUAGAAGUUUUUUUUUUUUUUUUUUUUUUUUUUUUUAAAUUCAUUCUUGAGAAACACUGCUGUUUCACAUAGUUUGAAAUUCUUAUGCCACGAAUUACCAUUCAUUCUUGGGAAUUUGCUCUAUCAUAUCUUUCUUCACGGUAUUCAUGUCAGUGGUAACAAGGGAUGAAGAUUGUCCUAUUAGAGCACUAGCAUGGUUAAAAUUUUAUGAGAAUGGUCAUGAUAAGUAGAUAACUAAUGGGUCGCGAAUGAUUUCCUUCAAGGUAUUAUUUGUUGCACUGGACGGGUAUUUUUUGAAGACUCUUUCAAUUUUCGCCUUAGAUGAAUUUUCCAUUUACAGACAAAUUUACUUUACUGGGCUGACUGGGAACAUAACUGAAUUGGUUGCCUUGUAAAAGGUCAUUUGUACAAAUGACCCUCUUUAGGAGGAGGGGAUGGGAUUACCUCCGGUAAGUUUUUGGUCCAGUAAUGUGGUAUACCAUAGUUGAUACUUGCCAUGUGUAUACUAAAAUAUGAGGGGCUUAGAUUCAUUUUGUUUUUAAUACUUAUACUGAGUUUCAACUGAUUUUUACAAUCUGAAAAAAAAAAUAAGAGAUCAUAGGAAGAAGAAUGGUUUUGAAACGGAAGAUUUGGGCCUUUCUAAAGGAAAAAUUUCUAUUGAAGAGUAACAUGCAAAAUGAAUUCAAAUCCUUCAUAUUUUUGGUGACACUUGGCGCUAGUAUUAAGUAGUGCUAUUAAACUUUACUGGACCAAAAGUUACCUAAGAGAGGCUUUGGUUAAGCAGAACGCUACUAGUCACUCCCCCUAUCAACCAACAAUCACCCUUGUUUAGGGAGCCUCCCUUACCAGAACAAACACAAAU
Molecule: messenger RNA, 2013 nt
Organism: Lycium barbarum (goji berry)
Lineage: Eukaryota; Viridiplantae; Streptophyta; Magnoliopsida; Solanales; Solanaceae
Product: agamous-like MADS-box protein AGL27
Exons: 7
Coding region: 36-653 (205 amino acids)
Biological process (GO): regulation of transcription by RNA polymerase II
Cellular component (GO): nucleus
Molecular function (GO): RNA polymerase II cis-regulatory region sequence-specific DNA binding; DNA-binding transcription factor activity, RNA polymerase II-specific; protein dimerization activity
Source: RefSeq, a predicted model, not a curated record